GUACAAUCAAUCGCGGAACGGUUGACGCGCUGCGACAAUAAAUAAUCACGCCUAGCGAAAACGAAAUCAGGGCGUCCUGGCUAGGAAAGGGUCGCAUCCACGGCCCAGCGCCCAACGACCACCGCACAUAUCGCUGCCAUUCAAUGCUCUCUGCCAGACAGCCGCUCAUGGAGGCUUCGGACAACAACGCGACUGCGUCGCCCGCCCCUGAGGACGGCUCGCGACGGAGCCGAUCCGGGCGCGUCGUGCGGGCCCCAUCAAAGUUCACCCCCGAGGCUGCGCCCGCCGCUGGCAAGCGCAAACGCCCCGAAGACCACGACGAUGACGACGACGAUGAUGACACAGACGAUGACGACAACCAAGGCCACGGCAACGGCGAGAACCUGGAGAACGAGCCGCCUGCCUCCGAUAGCGAACUGAGCGACCCCGACGACGACAUCGACGAUCCCGACGACCAGGACCACGCCGCCAUAGCAGGCCAUGCGCGAUCAAAGAAGAGGCGGCCGGCGUCUUCAAACAAGGUGAAGAAGCCGGCCGCGAAGAAACCAAAGAUCAAUGGCUCCACCCCCACCUACGCUGCCGACCUGCCCAGCAGGCCCAAAAAGGCGGCGCGUGUCGCAAUCGUCGACAACGACGGAGAGGGCCUCUAUGCUGAUGUCUUCGGGUCUGGCGCGCGCGCCGACGACGUUGCUGGCCGCUGGUACACCAGCUACAACGAGGACAAGGCCGCCGCCGUCAAGGACCUGGUCAACUGCGUCCUGCAGGCGGCCGGCUGCCAGCACCAGAUCAGCGAGGACGACGUGAACGACCCUGAUAACUGCGAGAACCGACUCGCCGAACUCCAGAGUCUCUAUGAGGAUCAACAACUUGCCGAGUAUCCCUUGAUCGCCAAGUCGCGCACGACGCGAUCCUUCCGGACGCUGCUUGUCGAGUUCUUUGGCUCCCUCAUCACCGUGCUGCACGAGACCCAGGCGCUGUACGAGGAUGAGGCCCUCAUGGAGAACAUCGCCAGAUGGGUGGCCACCAUGUCGUCGUCAACCCUACGUCCCUUCCGACACACGGCCACAACGGUCUCACUUGCCAUGCACUAUGCGCUCGUUAAUGUCACUAGGAAGGUCGACGAGCGCAUCAUCAAGAUCACGCAGCAGCUCGAGAGCGAAAAGGGUCGCAGGAAGGACAAGGCCAGUAGGGACAAGAUCGCGUCCCUGCAGGCUUCCCUAGACGAGGCCAACCAGCACAGGGAGGUGUGCGGCACGCAGAUGACGGAUCUGUUCGAGACAAUCUUUGUGCACCGCUACCGCGACAUCGACGUGCGCAUCCGGACAGAGUGCGUCGAGGCCCUCGGCACAUGGAUCUACCUUCUCCCCACAGUGUACAUGGAGCCCGAAUACCUCCGCUACCUCGGCUGGAUGCUCACGGAUACGAACCCUGGGACCCGCGCCGAGGUUCUCCGACAGCUGGCGAGGAUCUUCAAGCGGGACGCCGAGAAGCUCGGCCACUUCAUCGAGCGGUUCAGGGAUCGGCUGGUGGAGAUGUGCACCAGAGACACGGACGUUGCCGUCAGGGUGGCCGCCAUAUCUGUCAUUGACUGCCUCCGCGUGCAGGAGAUGCUGCAGCCCGACGACAUUGACCAGAUCGGCAAGCUCAUCAUCGACGCUGAUGUGAGGAUACGCAAGGCCGUCUCGGACUUUUUCGUGCUUGGCAUCGAGGACAGUGUCGAGCUCAAGAUCCAGGAGAUUGGAGGCAGCGAGGCCCUCGAGGAGGUCUUUGAGCAAGACCAGGAUGCCUACGACUCGCCGCGCAAGGACUGGAUCAAGAUCAAGUGCCUCGCCGAGAUGUUGGCGGGCUACGCGGCCGACGAGGAGCCGGCCCCCCCGCGCACCGAGGCGGUCGAGAUUGCCACCGACGUCAUUGAGCCGGCCUUCACCGAGACUCGUGUCACGCUGGCGUCGCAGGCACUAUUCGAGAAGUUACCCGAAGUUAGCAACUGGGAAAUUAUCGCGGGUUACCUGCUCUUCGACCACAGCGUCAGCCAAGCGUCCAAGUCUAGAUCCAAAUCGAAGCCGACCGAGGCAACCUUCAGAGCCGCUGUCGCGCCCGAGGGCGAGGAGGAGGCGAUCCUGCUCGAAGUCCUGGCUGCGGCUGUGCAGCUCAACCUAGCCCAGAACGUCGAGCAUGACAGGCACAGGAAAAGACCGGCAAGGACGGCCGACGGCGAGGUGCCCGAGGGCACAGCCGUUCACCUCGCCGACGCCAUCCCGCGCCUGCUGAACAAGUACGGCGCCGAGGCGAGCACAGCCAGGAUAGUCCUGGGCCUGCACCACCACCUAGACCUCGAGGUUUUCCUGCAGCUCCGCCAAGACACCACCACAUACGCCCGCCUCCUAGACGAGAUAUGUGCGCAGUUCCUUCGGCACGCCGACUCGGCCGUCAUAUUCCAGGCGACGCGUGCGCUACUUGUCGCGCAGAGGCACGAGGAGCUGAAGGAGCUGGCUGAGCGCAAGAUCGAGGACCUGUGGCAGAACAUUGUCGCUUCUCUUCGCAGGUUCGACAGGAGCACAGAGCUUUCGGUGCGCGGAAACCUGGACGAGAACGUGCUGCUUCAGCUUAUCACGGUCGUCAUGAAGAUCAGCAAGCUGGCCAGCAUCUGUCAUUGCGUCCAAGUUCUCGAGGCCGAGGGCGAGUCGGACGAGUCAAAGUCGCCGGCCAUCAACAUCCUGGCCAAUAUGGUGUAUCGCGGCCGGCUCGGCGAGGUCAACGACGACAUCGAUAAUAUCGAGGACGAGCUGACCGUGUACACCAUCAAGGCGUGCAACUUCUACUUUGUGUGGAAGACGCACGACAUCAGGACAGCCAUCCAGAACAACUCCGACAUACCAGACCCCGAGAUUAGCAAGCUGUCGUACCUGCGCCAGGCAUAUGACACGAACCUGGUGCACACUUUCUCUUCGCGCGGUGGCUACGACGACCUCCGGCUCUUCGCCACGGGCAACCUCUGCGACCUCCAGCUCCUAUGUGCCAGCAUCGGCACAGCCGUCGCCACCUGCGGUGACCUGGACAGGUAUACAGGCCUGAAGGUGCUGGUGCGCGAGACGGAUCCGGGCCAGGUGAGCGAGAUCAUCGCCAUUUACGACACGGCCGAGCGUCUGUAUGGGCAGCGCGCGCGGCGCCAGCUAGGCGACGCUGCCGCUGACGACGACCCGCUCGACGAGGACGUUCUCAGCGACGACGAGGCCGAGGCUGACAAGGGCCGGACCGAUGAGGGCCGCCGCGUAGCCGAGCUCCGGGCCGAGAAGAACCUGUGCGACAUAGCCGCCAAACUCGUCAUGAUCGUGCGCGCCCGCAUGAUCGACCAAUCCGGGCCCCGCGCCGGCCGCCUGCGCCGCCGCCUCUUGCGCAACCAACACAGGCUGGGGCCCAACUUCAAGGCCGUGGUGGCUUUCCUGGACGAGUCCAAGGACCCCGAGACCGUGGGCGCCGGCGCCGGCGACAGGAAGAAGAGCAGGUCUGCGGCGGCCAAGGGCAAGCUGCCCGCGAUCGCGACGGCCGCCGCCGCCGCCGCCGCCGCCGCCGACUCGGCGGGCGGCAGGAAGCAGCACCUCAGCGACGAGAUGGUGACGGCCGACGACAUCGAGGACGACGAGCCAGAGCCCGAGGAGGGCACCGUUGAGGACCUGCGCCGCCGCGAGCUGCUCGACGACCCCAUCGAGGACGAGCCCGAGGAAGAGGACGAGGAUGAGGGCGGCGGCGGUGGCGGUAAUGACGGCAUGGAUGAAGAUAGCGUUAUCGGGGACUAAUCAGACGGCAGAGCAAGUAAGAAAAAAAUAUCUCAUGGCGCUUGGUUUUAUGGUUUUUCUUCCUCUUGGCUGUACCUAUUUUCCGGCCUCAAUUCUUCUCUUCGUCUACGUGUCUUUUUUUCUUCUCACCCCUUCACGGACGGACUGGGAGGACGAUAUUUGGCAUGACUUGAUUUCUUUUUUCUGUUCUAUCCUUUAUCCUCUUCCCUUUUGGGCACCUCUCGGAACCACCCGUUUCAGCCCUACCUGCCAUUCAUGAUGGCAUCCUAUUAAAACGUCAAUAUCGAGCCCACCUACUUGGCUUCCCCAUAAACUGCGAAAGCUGCAUGUCGCGUCAGGUAUAUAUCAUGUUAUUGAGACGAGACUUCACCGGGCUUGUCCACGAAUAGACUGGCAAAGUUGUGUGAUAAGCUAGGUAGUUCUCUAUCCAGCAAGUCCCUUUUGUGAGAGGAGAGGACUACCGAAGUAAG
Messenger RNA from Gaeumannomyces tritici R3-111a-1, 4267 nucleotides. RefSeq lists its product as hypothetical. The record is from RefSeq and is a predicted model, not a curated record. The coding region runs from base 144 to 3797 and encodes 1217 amino acids. Gene Ontology annotation, biological process: sister chromatid cohesion. The transcript is spliced from 3 exons. Lineage: Eukaryota; Fungi; Ascomycota; Sordariomycetes; Magnaporthales; Magnaporthaceae. Gene Ontology annotation, molecular function: chromatin binding. Gene Ontology annotation, cellular component: chromatin; cohesin complex; nucleus.